Molecule: messenger RNA, 509 nt
Organism: Cydia fagiglandana
Lineage: Eukaryota; Metazoa; Arthropoda; Insecta; Lepidoptera; Tortricidae
Exons: 2
Coding region: 72-494 (140 amino acids)
Source: RefSeq, a predicted model, not a curated record
UCUUUGAACUUUAGUAUAACAUUUGAAGCUGGAGGUGUAUUCGGGCCAACCACCAGAUCUACCAAUUUAAGAUGUCAUCAUGUUCGGGUCCCUCCUCGGCAAAAUUAGCUACAUACUCCGUAAAGGGAAUAAAACCUUGCGUGUCCGCGCCGUCAUGCAGCGCCCACAAGCACCGCCCUCGGCCCGCGCCCUGUCCGAGGCCCGACGAGUGCUACAAAGCAUGCAUCAGGAAGAAGCAGAAAUGCCCCAGCGCCAUGGAAGUUGUGACUCGCCCGGGGAAUCGGUGCCGCUGCGAACUGGCGCAGGCCCGAAGCAGCAGAUAUACGAGGAAGAGGGCGGGCAAGUCGAAAUGCGAAGUGCAGAGACAUAGAACGCGGAUCAAAAAUGCUUAUAAAAGGAGGUCGAUGAUAUCUAGAUGGCGCCCACAAGAUAAAACCUCAAAAUGCUGCACGCGUGUGUGCCCUGGGUGUUGUCAAGGUUGUACCAUUUUGUGAUCAUAUUUAAUAAAU